Emiliania huxleyi CCMP1516 is the source of this 431-nucleotide messenger RNA. RefSeq lists its product as hypothetical. The annotation marks the transcript as partial. Lineage: Eukaryota; Haptophyta; Isochrysidales; Noelaerhabdaceae. The record is from RefSeq and is a predicted model, not a curated record. The transcript has a single exon.
AUGUUGGCGCCACACAAGCUCUUCCGACAGGCGACACGGCGUCGCCUGUACACGCAGCUGGCGCCCCGCGCAUUCUCCGCCGCGAGCCGACUCGCCGCUCCCGCCUCGCUCGCCCGGUUGGAUCUCGCGCGCACGCCGCAGCCGCUGGCAGCGCCGAGGCGUCGGUGGCUCGCGACGGAUGGAGAGACUGUGGAGGUUCCGGUGCCGGAGAUGGGCGACUCGAUCUCGGAGGGGACUAUCCUCUCGAUCGCAAAGAAGCCGGGCGACUACGUCGCGCUCGAGGAGACGGUCGCCGAGGUUGAGACGGACAAGGUGACGGUCGAGGUCAAGUCGCCGCACGCUGGGACGAUCAAGGAGAUCCAUGUGGCGGUCGACGAGAGCGUCGAGGCGCGGACGGCCCUUCGCUUCGCUCUCACGCGAGCCUCGCCACC